AUGGCCUCGAACACUGGUAUCAAUUCGGCGCCGUACUUUGAACUCUACCGUCGAUCGAGUCUCGGACUUGCGCUGACGGACGCACUCGACGAACUCAUUCAGAGCGGACACAUCAACCCUCAACUCGCUUUGACGGUGCUCAAGCAGUUCGAUAAAUCUGCUUCUCACAUUCUUUCGGAAGAGCUACGCGCCAAAUGUACAGUGAAGGGGCAUUUAUCUACGUACAGAUUGUGCGACGAGGUAUGGACAUUUUUAUUGCAUGAUUCAACAUUCAAGCUAGAAGGUGGAGAUUCAGUAGGGCCAGUCAAGCGGGUCAAAAUAGUCGCGUGUAAAGGAAAUCCUAAUGCAGGCCCCGCUCAAUCCCAAUAA
Puccinia triticina is the source of this 369-nucleotide messenger RNA. RefSeq lists its product as uncharacterized. Bases 1 to 369 code for a protein of 122 amino acids. The transcript is spliced from 4 exons. Gene Ontology annotation, cellular component: transcription factor TFIIA complex. The record is from RefSeq and is a predicted model, not a curated record. Gene Ontology annotation, molecular function: TBP-class protein binding; RNA polymerase II general transcription initiation factor activity. Gene Ontology annotation, biological process: transcription initiation at RNA polymerase II promoter; RNA polymerase II preinitiation complex assembly. NCBI's taxonomy places the organism in Eukaryota, Fungi, Basidiomycota, Pucciniomycetes, Pucciniales, Pucciniaceae.